AUGUCGUCGUCGUCGUCGUCGUCGUCUUCUUCUUCCGAAGAAAAACGGCCGUUCGACGUUUUCAUUAACUUCAGAGGCGAGGACGUCCGCUACGGCUUUGUCGCUGACCUCCACAAGUGUCUACUUCAUCGCCGCAUCAACGCCUAUAUCGACAGCGAGGACCUGAGGCGCGGGGACGAGAUCAAGCCCGCGCUCACGAAGGCCAUCAUGGAGUCACGGAUCGCCGUGCUCGUCUUCUCCGAGAACUACGCUUCGUCUACGUGGUGCUUGGACGAGCUGGUGAAGGUAAUGGAGUGUAGGAGGAACGAGGAACAGCGGGUGCUGCCGGUGUUCUACAAAGUGGAUCCCGGGGUGAUUCGAAAGCAGAGAGAGAGUUAUGGCAAGGCAUUGGCCAGCCACGGGAAGAAAUUGGGAAAGAAUUCUGAGAGGGUGAAGAAAUGGAGGCAAGCCCUAACUGAAGCCGGCAAUUUGUCCGGUUGGCAUUAUGACCAUGGAGAUGAUACCAAGUUCAUUGAGAGCAUCGUCAAAGAGAUCUCGACUAUAAUAGGGCGAGUACCCUUGAAUGUUGCCAACUAUCCUGUCGGUGUAGGUUGCCGGGAAGAAAAAGUAAUGUCGUUGUUGGGUAUGGGCUUGGAUGAUAUUCGGAUGAUAGGAAUAAGGGGGACUGGAGGUGUAGGGAAGACCACUAUCGCUAAAGCUGUUUAUAACAGAAUUGCUAAACAGUUUGAUGGGUGCAGCUUUCUUCGGAAUGUUAGAGAAACUUCCAGGAGACCUGACGGUCUAGUUCAUUUGCAGAAUACACUGUUAUCCGAUAUAUUAUGGAAAGAAAAGUUCGUGGUCUCAAGUGUGGAUGAAGGUGCUAAUCUAAUACCAGAGAUACUUUGCUAUAGGAAGAUUCUACUUGUGCUUGAUGAUGUGGAUCAUGGGGACCAGUUAGAUGCAUUAGCUAGAAAAUUUGGAUGGUUUGGAAAAGGGAGCAGGAUCAUCAUUACGACAAGAGAUGAACAUAUACUAACUUCUUGUGGGGAAGAUCGGGUAUAUGAAGUUGAUCUAUUAAAUCAAGGUGAAGCUUUUGAACUUCUCACUUCACACGCUUUUCAAGGAAACAACACGAAAGACAUAAGCAGGGAUCUCAUAGAUAAAAUUUUGGGCUAUGCUGGAGGCCUUCCCUUAGCGAUUGUGGUCUUGGGUGAUUUUUUACGUGGUAGAAGCGGAGGGGAAUGGGAGAGUACAUUGGAAAAACUUGCUGAAAGUCCUAAUGAAGGUAUAUGCAAAGUGCUCAUGAUAAGUUUUGAUGCGUUGGAGGACAAUGAGAGGAACAUUUUUCUCGACAUUGCUUGCUUCUUUAAGGGAGAUGAUAGGGAUUAUGUAACUAGAGUUCUUGAUGGCUGUGGCUUACACACAUUAAUUGGGAUUAAGAUUCUAAUAGAGAGAUCCUUAGUAACAAUUGAGCAAGGGACAAGAGUACAAAUGCAUGACUUGAUUCAGCAGAUGGGUCAGGAUAUCGUUAAACGUGAGUGUCCAGAUAACCCUGGGAGGCGAAGUAGAUUAUGGUGCUACGAUGAUGUUUUUGAAGUACUGUCGAAGGCUACGGGAACCGAAGCUGUUAAAGGCAUAGUGCUGCGGUUGCUGACACAAAAAGAGCUGCACAUCAAUCCUAGUGCUUUCUCGCACAUGAGCAGACUGAAAUUACUCAUACUUUGGAACGCACGAAUCAGCGGGGUUCCCAUAUGUCUUCCUAAUGAUUUAAGGUGGCUUGUAUUGCAUGGAUGUCAUUUAUCCACUCUGAAGUUUAGUGCUGGUCCAAAGAAACUUGUUUGCUUUGAUGUGGAUUACGGCUGGAUUGAGGGAUUUGGAGGGAACUUAAAGGACUUUGAAAAAUUGAAGUUCAUUAACUUGACAAGAUGCCAGUCAUUGGUUCGUAUGCCAGAACUAAAUUAUACUCCAAAUCUCGAGGAAUUGUACAUUACUGAUUGCAAAAACUUGGAGCUUGUCCACGGAUCAUUUGCAUAUCACCGCAAGUUACGGGAAUUGAUAUUAAGAGGGUGCUCUAAAGUGCAAAGUUUCCCUAAUAUCCCAGUUAAAAAUGAAGCCUUGCAAAUCCUUUCUUUAGAGGAGACUGGAAUUAAGGAAAUUCCUGCAUCCAUAAAAAAUCUUGUCUCUUUAACGGCUAUGUAUUUAGAUGACAACAAGGAACUGGCAAUCCUUCCUUCUAGCAUUUACAAGUUGCAAAAUCUUGAACGCUUGAGACUUGAAGGGUGCUCAAAACUAAUCAAGUUUCCAAAGGAGGAGGAGGACUUGAGUGAAACCCAUGCAAAGACAGGAUUUCCCAUGUUAUUGCGGUUGGACCUUGGACAGUGCCAUUUAUCAGAAAAAUUUCAUUGCCAAACAAAUCACCGAGUUGUUCUACCUGGGGGAGAGAUGCCAAAGUGGUUGCUCCCAAAUGAAGAGGGUUAUAUAUCUUUUGUGGCUUCAAAGGAUUUGUAUAAAAAGAUCCUAGGAGUAGCUUUCUGUGUUGUAUUUCGAGUAGUAGAUCAAGAAGGCGGUUUGAGAUUUGAGAUUAUGGGAAAUGUUGAUUGCAAAGCCACAGUACACCGGAGUCAGGUGAGGUCAUUCAAUUCGUAUCAUGUGUGGCUUCAGUACAUGGAAUCAGAGGAGUGUGGAUUCCGACUUAUAUGCAAGUCACUAGAGAAUGAUACGGAGAUUUUGCUCGAAGAUGAUCAGUUGCUGGAUCCAGCUUUACUUUACGAGGUUUCGCUUGAAGAUAACCCAACGAGCAUAGAGAAAGAAAGUUCAAGUGGUACAGUAAUUUUACCAAAAAGUGACAUGUUCAUAAUGAAAAAAGAAGUGAACGUGGUUGACUUCUCAAUUGAGAAGCAUCGCUAUUCUAGUAAGUGGUCUAAGUACAAGAUCAUUCGCCCCGGAAGAGAGAUGCCAGAGGAGUUUGUCCUUGUUGAAGACACCCUAGGGGAGGGUGGUGAGGUGGUGAGCCGAGGUCUUGACCAAUCGGAAGGGUCGGUAAUCCGCGACCCUCCCCCCUCCGUCCGCCGCCCCUUCCCUGAUGACGGUGAGGAGGUGGCGAGGCCCGCGAGCCCUUGUUGGAUUUGGGUGAGGGCGUGA
This is a messenger RNA of Eucalyptus grandis, 3120 nucleotides long. Its product is annotated as disease resistance protein RUN1. The transcript is spliced from 7 exons. NCBI's taxonomy places the organism in Eukaryota, Viridiplantae, Streptophyta, Magnoliopsida, Myrtales, Myrtaceae. Bases 1 to 3120 code for a protein of 1039 amino acids. The record is from RefSeq and is a predicted model, not a curated record. Gene Ontology annotation, molecular function: ADP binding; ATP hydrolysis activity. Gene Ontology annotation, biological process: signal transduction; defense response.